UGGGCUGUGCUGCGGGUUGAGAAGUCCAGUUGGAUUUCGGCAAGAGGCCUUUCUCCUCUCUGGUCCUGGCAGGGGACAUGCCAGCACGGUCCCCUGCCUACGUGGGGCGCCUCCCAACCUCCCACCAUGCUGAUCAGAGCCAGCAAUGAUCUCUGCCGUCUGUCCACCUACCUGGAGGAACUGGAAGCCGCAGAACUGAAGAAGUUCAAGUUUUACUUGGGGACUGGGCAGGAGGGGGGCCAGGCCACCAUCCCCUGGGGGCGGAUGGAGGCAGCUGGGCCCCUGGAAAUGGCCCAGCUGCUGGUGGCCCAUUUGGGGACCAGGAACGCUUGGCUGGUGGCUCUUCGCACUUUUGAGCAGAUCCACAGGAGGGACCUGUGGGAGAGAGGACAGAGAGAGGACGUGAUGAAGGUUACCCCACUUGGUCCAGGCCUGCUUGGAAGUCCAUCGGGGUGCUUUCUGGAAGCCUUUCCUGGCCCUCCAAGGAAAGGGCCCCAGGAGACCUACAGGGAGCACGUGCGUAGGAAGUUCGGGCUUAUGGAGGACCGCAAUGCUCGCCUUGGGGAGUGCGUCCACCUGAGUCACCGCUACACUCGGCUGCUGCUUGUGAAGGAACACUCAAACCCCACAUGGACCCAGCAGAAGCUUCUGGACACCAGCUGGGGGCACGGCGGGUCCAUGAGCCCCCAGGCCAGCCCCAUCCAGAUGGAGACUCUGUUCGAGCCGGAUGAGGAGCGGCCCGAGCCACCCCGCACCGUGGUCCUGCAGGGUGCAGCCGGCAUCGGGAAGUCCAUGCUGGCUCACAAGCUCAUGCUCGACUGGGCCGCCGGGAAGCUGUUCCAGGACAGGUUCGCGUACGUCUUCUACAUCAACUGCAGAGAGAUGAACCGUGGCGAUGUCUGCUACAGCACCCAAGACCUCAUUGCUAACUGCUGGCCGGAGCCUGUGGUGCCCUUCCAGGAGCUUCUCCAGGCUCCCCACUGCCUCCUGUUCAUCCUCGAUGGCUUUGAUGAGCUGAAGCCUUCUGUCCAGGACCGUCCAGGGCCCUGGUGCUCCGACAGGGAGGAGAAGCAACCCCCGCAGCGGCUCCUCCACAGCCUGAUCCGGAAGCAGCUGCUUCCAGAAGUGUCCUUGCUGAUUACCACUCGCCCCUCGGCCUUGGAGAUGCUGCAGGGUCUGCUAGAACAUCCCCGGCAUGUGGAGAUCCUGGGCUUCUCCGAGGCCGAGAGGGAAGAGUACUUUUCCAGAUACUUCCACGAUGCCCAGCAGGCCCGGCAGGUCUUCCGGCUGGUCAAGGAGAACGAACCGCUCUUCACCAUGUGCUUCGUGCCUCUCGUCUGCUGGGUGGUCUGCACCUGCCUCAAGCAGCAGCUGGAGGCCGGGGGGCUCCUAAGACAAACGUCCAGGACCACCACUGCCGUCUACCUGCUCUACUUCAUGAGCCUGGUGCCGAGGCCCCGACGGGGCGGGGCCCCCCCCCGCAGCCACCCCGGGCUGUGCUCCCUGGCUGCCCAUGGCCUGUGGAACCAGAAGGUUCUGUUCCGAGAGGAAGACCUCCGGACCCACGGCCUGGAUGGCACCGACGUCUCUGCCUUCCUCAACACCAACAUCUUCCAGAAAGACAUCGGCUGUGAGAAAUUCUACAGCUUCAUCCAUCUGAGCUUCCAGGAGUUCUUUGGGGCCAUGUUUUACAUCCUGGACAGGGCGGACAGUGGGCUGGGUCCAGAGCAGACGGUGACGCGGCUGCUGGCAGAAUAUGGAUUCUCAGAAAGGAGUUUCUGGGCCAUCACGGUCCGAUUCCUCUUUGGGCUCCUCAAUGAGGAGAUACAGAACUUUCUGGAAAGGAAUCUGGGCUGGAAGACCUCACCCCAUGUCAAGGCCCAAGUGCUGGACUGGAUAGGGAGCCAGGCUCAGAGCCGGGGCUCCAGCCUGCAGCAGGGCACCCUGGAGCUGCUGGGCUGCCUGUACGAGAUCCAGGAGGAGGCCUUCAUCCACCGGGCCCUCAGCCACUUCCAGGUGCUGCACGUCAGCCACGUGGCCACCACCAUGGAGCACAUCAUCUGCUCAUUCUGUGCCAGACACGGCGGGAAUGUGGCGGUGCUGCACCUGCAGGGUGCAGCCUCCACCUACGGCGCUGAGGCCAGGGACCAGGACCACAGGACAGGGCCCUUAGGAGGCCCCACACUGUCCACGCAGCCACCCGAGAGGAACCUGCUGCCUGGCGCCUACAGUGAGCACCUGGCUGCGGCCCUGCGCACCAACCCCAGCCUGGUGGAGCUGGCACUGUGCCGCAGUGCCUUGGGAACAAGCGGGGUGCAGCUCCUGUGCCAGGGUCUCACGCACCCCAACUGCCGGCUCCAGAACCUCAGGCUGAAGCGGUGCCGCGUCUCAGGCGUGGCCUGCAGGUCCCUGGCGGCCGCCCUUACCGCCAACCAGCACCUGCUGAGGAUGGACCUGAGCGGGAACAGCCUGGGGCUGGCAGGCCUGACGCUGCUCUGCCAGGGGCUCCAGCACCCCGGCUGCAGGCUGCAGAUGCUCCAGCUGAGGAAGUGUCUGCUGGAGGCUGAGGCCGGCCGUGCGCUGGCCUCUGUGCUCCGUGCCAACCGGCACCUGGUGGAGCUGGACUUGACGGGGAACCCGCUGCAGGACCUGGGCCUGGAGCAGCUCUGCGAGGGCCUGCGGCACCCGGACUGCCGGCUGCAGACCCUGUGGUUGAAGAUCUGCCACCUCACAGCAGCUGCCUGCGAGCACCUGGCCUGCGCCCUCAGUGCUGGCGGGUCCCUGGCUGAGCUGGACCUGAGCCUCAACGACCUGGGGGACCAGGGAGCCCUGCUGCUCUCAGAAGGCCUGGGCCACCCUGCGUGCAAGCUGCAGACACUCAGGCUGGGCAUCUGCCGGCUGGGCCCGGCCGCCUGCAGGGCGCUGUCCCACGCGCUGCAGCUCAAUGGCCGCCUGCGAGACCUGGACCUGAGUUUCAAUGACCUGGGGGACAUGGGGGUGCAGCUGCUGGGGGAAGGGCUGAGGCACCCUGCGUGCAGGCUGCAGAAGCUGUGGCUGGACAGCUGCGGCCUCACCGCCCAGGCCUGUGAGGACCUCUCCUCCACCCUGGCCACCAGCCAGACCCUGAGCGAGCUCUACCUCACCCACAAUGCCCUGGGGGACGCAGGAGUGCGGCUGCUGUGCCAGAGGCUGGCGUUGCCCGGCUGCCGACUGCGCGUGCUCUGGUUAUUUGGGAUGGAUCUGAACAAAUCCACGCACAGGAGGCUGGCAGCUCUUCGAAGAGCCAAACCUUACCUGGACCUGGGCUGCUGA
Messenger RNA from Perognathus longimembris pacificus (Pacific pocket mouse), 3312 nucleotides. RefSeq names its product NLR family pyrin domain containing 12 (gene Nlrp12). Gene Ontology annotation, cellular component: cytoplasm. Gene Ontology annotation, biological process: positive regulation of MHC class I biosynthetic process; negative regulation of inflammatory response; negative regulation of canonical NF-kappaB signal transduction. The record is from RefSeq and is a predicted model, not a curated record. Gene Ontology annotation, molecular function: protein binding. NCBI's taxonomy places the organism in Eukaryota, Metazoa, Chordata, Mammalia, Rodentia, Heteromyidae.